GUUUAUAAAUAAAUGUAUUUCCAAAUUAAUUUUCUCACCACCAGAGACUAUCAUUUCUACUCUUUUUUUAUUUAGUCUCUCCCACAAGACGACGCUGUCCUCUCUUUUUCAUCUAAUUAAUUAAGAGAAUGAAAGGGUAUUGAAGAUCAGUUUGAAGGCAGAAGAAAAAAUACCAAAGAAUGGCCGAAUUUAUAAUAAAUGUUGCAUCAGGAAUUGUAACACAAAUAGCAAAGUAUGUGAUUAAACCAGUUGGUUACAUUGUUUUCUACAACAGAAACAAGAAUGAGCUUAAAGAGCUACUUGAAAAUCUUGAGACUACUAGAAAGGAUGUGGAUCUAAGGGUUGAAGAUGCAAAAAGCAAGGCAUAUACCAUCUUUACCGAAGUUUCAGAGUGGUUGGUCGCUGCGGAUGGCGAAAAAAAGAAACAUGAUGAGCUAUUCAAUUCCAACCCACCUUGCUUUAACUUUCUCCAACGACACCAAGUAAGUAGAAAAGCAAGGAAGAGGGAGACGGAUAUCUGCCGACUCAAAGACUGUGGAAACAAAUUUCUGGAAGUUGGUUGUCCUGCACCUUUACCGGAUACUAAGAAUACUAUUGUUCCUAAAGGUUAUCAAAUUUUAGGAUCAAAAACCUCAAUGGCCAAACAAAUUAAGGAUGAACUUGCAAAACCUGAGGUAAAAAAGGUUGGAAUCUAUGGUAUGGGAGGUGUUGGAAAAACCUAUUUGAUCAAGGAAGUUAACAAAUUGGUAUUGGAAGAAAAAUUGUUUGAUCUAGUGAUUGAUGUGACUGUAGGUCAAUCUAAUGAUGUAACGAAUAUGCAACAAAUUGGGGACUUCCUCAAUAAAGAAUUGCCAAAGAGUAAGGAGGGAAGAGCAGCCUUUCUACGAAAUGCAUUGGUGGAAAUGAAAGGUAAUAUCCUUAUCACAUUCGAUGAUCUGUGCAAUGAAUUUGAUAUUAUAAAGGAUGUUGGAAUUCCAUUAAGUAAAGAAGGAUGUAAGACACUAAUGACAAGUCGUUUUCAAAAUGUUCUAGCCAAUAAAAUGAAUAUAAAAGAGUGUUUUGAGGUGACUUGCCUAGACAAGGAAGAGUCUUGGAAGUUUUUUAAGAAAAUCAUUGGUGAUGAGUUCGAUACAACAAUGGAAAACAUUGCAAAGGAGGUCCUAACAAUGUGGAGGAUUACCACUUGCACUUGAUAUCAUUGCGAAAACAUUAAAGAGAUCAAAACAUAUAAAUUAUUAUUGGGAGAGAGUGUUAAGUAAGCUGAAAACUUCAAUUCCAGUGAAUAUUGACGUGGGUGAAAAAGUUUAUGCUUCACUUAAAUUGAGCUAUGAAUAUUUGGACGGAGAAGAAGCGAAAUCACUAUUUCUUCUUUGUAGUGUAUUUCCAGAUGAUCAUAAGAUUUCAGUAAAGAAUCUACAAAUGUAUGUGAUGGGUAUGGGAUUGCUGAAGGUAAAUACUUGGAAGGAAGCAAGAAGUGAAGCACAUUACUUGGUUGAGGAUCUUACAUCAUCUUCUUUACUUCAACGACUUGAGAAUAGAGAUGUCGUUAAAAUGCAUGAUAUAGUUCGUGAUGUUGCAAUAUACAUUGGACAAAACUUUAACAUGUCUACACUUUACUAUGGAUAUAGUACAAGUUGCAAAGGGAUAGAUGAGGAUAAAUGUGGAUCUUAUCGGGGAAUCUUUGUAGACUGUAACAAGUUUUGCAACCUUCUUCCAACAUGAAGUUUCCAAAGCUAGAAUUGUUAAUAUUAAGAUUUCCUUAUCGGGGGCAAGAGAAAUAUAUUGACAUUAUGGAUGCAUAUUUUGAAGGAAUGGAAAAUCUUAAGAUUUUGGACAUGAGAGGAACAAGUUUUCUUAAACCAUUUUGGACAUCGUUAAAGAACCUUCGAAUGUUAUGUAUGUCACAUUGUUGGUGUGAGGAUAUUGAUACAAUUGGACACUUGAAGGAAUUGGAAAUUUUGAGGAUUAGUUAUUGUUUCGGCAUCACAGAAUUACCAACGACGUCUAUGUGUGAAUUGAAACAACUUAAGGUAUUAGUUGUGUCAAGUUGCUUAAAUUUGGUGGUGAUUCACACGAACAUUAUUUCAAGCAUGACCAAAUUAGAAGAGUUGGAUAUAGAAUACUGCUUUGAGGAAUGGGGAGAAGAAGUAAGGUACAAGAACACAUGGAUUCGGAAUGCACAACUUUCAGAAUUGAAUUGUCUGUCACAUCUUUCUAUUUUAAGAGUAUGUGUUUUGAAGCUUACCAUUCUCUCAGAGACUUUGAGUUCACAAAUUUUGAAAAACCUAAGAGAGUUCUUUAUUUAUGUUGGUGAAUAUAAGUACAAGUUUGAUCAUUAUUUUGAA
Messenger RNA from Cucumis melo (muskmelon), 2345 nucleotides. Its product is annotated as disease resistance protein SUMM2-like. The record is from RefSeq and is a predicted model, not a curated record. The transcript has 2 exons. Gene Ontology annotation, molecular function: ADP binding. The coding region runs from base 180 to 1193 and encodes 337 amino acids. NCBI's taxonomy places the organism in Eukaryota, Viridiplantae, Streptophyta, Magnoliopsida, Cucurbitales, Cucurbitaceae.